CGAAACAUCCCUGACUGGCGCCUUGUUUCCUCCACUGGGACUGACUGCCUGCCCACUGCCUGCCCUGGGCUGCCUAGUCUAGCCCAGCCCAAAGCUUGACAUCAGCAAAUUCACUAUCAUCUUUUUUCCCCGGUUCGCGUUUCUUCUCGUUCCGGUCGCGCACGAAUCGCGGAACUCACAGACAUCAUGGGCAAGCGCAAGUCCUCAAGUAAGCCCAUGGGGCCCAAGAAGGUCCGUCUUCCAAGCCGAUCCCUUGUCGUUUCAUUUUCGUAUUCUCUCUCUGUCUUAGGGGGGCCCUGGGGCUUUUGCGCUCACACUAAUCCAGAAAGAUCCCCUUCCUACCCACUUUCGCAUGCCUCUUCUGUAACCACGAAAACUCGGUUUCGGUCAAGCUCGAUAAGAAGGCUGGUGUCGGACAACUCGACUGCCGUGUCUGCGGGCAAAAGUUCCAAUGCGCGGUCAACUAUCUGUCUGCGGCGGUCGACGUUUACGGUGAAUGGGUUGACGCAGCAGACGCCGUCGCCAAGGAGGAUAACGCAGCAGAGCCUGGCUACACUGGCACAUCUCGAGCAGGAGCUGGACGAGGUAACCGAACGGCGGUCGAUGAAGACGACGACGAGCACUACGGAGAGGAUGACUAUUAAUCGUUUCUUUUAUGCGCUUUGUAUCAAUACCAAGACUUGUUACACCCAUGACUCGACGACCCCUUUCUAUGCGCCUACGACUCGGGAUAUAUAAACUUUGCGAUGAUUCCUUCCUCAGAUGGUGUAAAAUCUGUCUCCAAAGUCUCCCAGGCCGGGAACGAUAUAACUGUUGAUUGGUCAGCACAUCAUGUGUCAUCGGAGUUGAGCAUCCAUACUUCUUCUCGUCGAGGCCCUAGAAAUGCCCGGUUAGCCAAUACGUUGCGACAGUACAUGCAGGCGGUGUGACAAACCUCAUCGAUGAAAGCUGUCACGACCCUUAAGCGGGGGAACUUGGCAGAGAAGUUCUUGACACCCUCGGGGCUUGCAAUCAAGUUGAGGAACAGGAUAUGCUCCUCAGGGACGCCCCUGGCCUUGAGAACUUGAACCGCCAUGGUAGCAGAGCCACCUGUAUAUCUGCGUUAAACGGAUUGCGACACGAAAGACAUGUGAAAUGGGAUAUCGUCGUACCAGUAGCAAACAUAGGAUCCAAAAGAAGCACCCAUCGGUCAGCAAUAUCCUCGGGCAGCUUAUCGUAGAACAGCUUGGGCUGGGCCGUCUCCUCAUCACGCUGGAUCAAGAUCUUUCCAAUACGAACAGAGCGGCAGCAGUCACGGAGACCCUGCUCCAUAGCCUCACCAGCUCUCAUGAUGGACACUCCGCAGAUCUUGCCCUGGAACAUGAGACCAUUGUAGUUUCGGCCAAUGGGUGUAGUGACAGUGUGCUCAAUGACAGGCAAGUGGUUGAGACCCUCCUCAACUAGCAAUCGAAUGAUUCGGUUGGAGUAGAAGAUGAAGUCUGCUCUCUCGGUCUCCUUGCUACGAAUUUUCCUGGACAAUUCUCAGCUCCGAGGCUUGGGAGGCCCAAUUAGGGAAGUGGACAUACGACAGUAGGGCAAUGAGCUGAGGGGUCUGCGACAGAACAUGGACAUUGUCUAGCUUGACGUCGACAGAGACGGUGGCACUGGGCUUCUGCUGGUGAGUGCGGUAUGAGGGACCGACGGGUGUCGUGUGAGUAUCUUGAGUCUUGUCCGCCAUGUUAGCUGUUGUUAGUGUUUGAGUUGUUGUAAGAAGUCGGCGGUGGUGAUGGCGGGGUUGAAGUAAAGCUCAGAUAUUUCCAAGUGGGCGAGCGGAGUACAAUCGUUGGUAUAACCUAGAAAGAGGUUGAAGAGUAAAAUAAAAGAGGUUUGGGUAUAAGAUUGAACGAAUUGAAAGGCGGAGAGAAGAAGCUCGGCAUCAACUAGAGCUCUCGAGGAUAAGACAAGUCGGUAGCCCUGCAUUGCAUUGCAUUGCAUUUGCCCGCUUGCUAUGCUCAAUCGUAUUGGUCUCGCAUAUGCUUAAAACGGGGAUGCAAAUCGGCCGGCGGCGCCUGGACCCUACCCUACGAUACUCGCAAAAUCGGAGGAGACCGCACUCACUCUAGUCACUGCAUGGCAGUGGCAUGGGCAUGGAUUCACGAUAGCGACAGUGGAG
Messenger RNA from Fusarium verticillioides 7600, 2152 nucleotides. RefSeq lists its product as hypothetical. Lineage: Eukaryota; Fungi; Ascomycota; Sordariomycetes; Hypocreales; Nectriaceae. Bases 187 to 738 code for a protein of 183 amino acids. The record is from RefSeq and is a predicted model, not a curated record. The transcript has 3 exons.